Camellia sinensis is the source of this 13291-nucleotide messenger RNA. Its product is annotated as calcium-dependent lipid-binding family protein. NCBI's taxonomy places the organism in Eukaryota, Viridiplantae, Streptophyta, Magnoliopsida, Ericales, Theaceae. The record is from RefSeq and is a predicted model, not a curated record.
UUUUUUUUUAAUGCUUAUUUCCCAAAUCUCUCUCUCUCUCUCUCAAAAUCUGUCUCUCGCUCGACUCUCGCUUUGAUGAAGGUUUGAAGAUUUUGAUCGAUUGUUGACGAAGAUUUAAAGAUUUCAAUCUGCUGUUGAUGAAGAUUUCGAUCGAUUCAUAAACGAGAUUCAUAAUCGCUCGCUUUGAAGUUAAUCGAUACUGAGCAGUUUCGAAGAAUUAUUGAACAAUGAAGCUGGGUUGAAUUUCAACACACAACGAUCGCACUUUGAUCCAUCAAUUCAUCAUGUUCGAAGCUCACGUUCUGCAUUUGCUUCGAAGAUAUUUGGGUGAAUAUGUCCAUGGACUUUCAGCAGAGGCUCUAAGAAUCAGUGUCUGGAAAGGUGAUGUAGUUCUCAAGGACUUGAAAUUGAAGGCAGAGGCACUAAAUUCAUUAAAACUUCCUGUGACAGUCAAAGCUGGGUUUGUUGGUACCAUAACAUUAAAGGUUCCUUGGAAAAGUCUGGGCAAGGAACCUGUGAUUGUGCUUAUUGAUCGUGUUUUUGUUCUUGCUCAACCCCCUCCUGAUGGAAGGUCUCUUAAGGAGGAGGACCGGGAGAAACUUUUUGAAGCUAAACUUCAACAGAUAGAGGAAGCAGAAUCUGCAACCCUUGAAGCAAUAUCAAGAUCAAAGCUGGGAAGUCCACCUGCUGGAAAUUCUUGGCUGGGUUCAUUAAUUGGUACAAUUAUUGGAAACCUUAAGAUCUCAAUUAGCAAUGUUCAUGUCAGAUAUGAGGAUUCUGUCAGUAAUCCAGGACAUCCAUUUUCUUGUGGUGUUACUCUGGCAAAGCUUGCUGCUGUUACAAUGGAUGAGCAGGGGAAUGAAACCUUUGAUACCAGUGGUGCUUUAGAUAGAUUACGAAAGUCAUUGCAACUUGAGCGGCUUGCCAUGUACCAUGAUUCUAACUGCCUCCCAUGGAAGUUGGAUAAAAAAUGGGAAGAUCUUAGUCCGAAGGAGUGGGUUGAGAUUUUUGAGGUUGGUAUUAAUGAGUCAGCAAGUGAUAAUGAUGCAGUGUCUGUAUGGGCUCAAAAUCGCAACUAUUUGGUUUCACCAAUCAAUGGAGUCCUUAAAUAUCAUCGUUUAGGAAAUCAGGAAAGAAAUGAUCCUGGAAUUCCUUUUGAGAAGGCUUCUCUUGUCCUCACUGACGUUUCUUUGACAAUUACAGAGGCUCAAUACCAUGAUUGGAUAAGACUUUUGGAAGCUAUUUCAAGAUACAAAACUUAUGUUGAGGUUUCCCAUUUAAGACCUGUGGUUUCAGUUUCGGAAGCUCCACGUUUAUGGUGGCGUUAUGCUGCUCAAGCCACCCUGCAGCAGAAGAAAGUGUGCUAUCGAUUCUCAUGGGAUCAAAUACACCAUUUGUGUCAGCUUCGUCGACGAUACAUCCAAUUAUAUGCGGGCUCAUUGCAACAAUUAUCAAAUGUUAAUAUCUCAGAAAUUAGAGAUAUUGAGAAAGAUCUGGAUCCUAAAGUAACUCUCUUAUGGAGGUUUCUUGCACAUGCCAAGGUUGAAUCUGUAAAAUCUAAGGAAGCAGCUGAACAGCGGAUGCUUAAAAAGAAAGGCUGGUUUCCUUUUAGAUGGUAUACUCCUGGAGAUGCCUCUGUCAUGGAUGCUUCUGGGGGAUCAGAAUCUGUGCAGGAAAGAUUGACCAAAGAAGAAUGGCAGGCAGUCAAUAACCUAUUAAGCUACCAGCCAGCUGAGGACUUGACAUUACAUUUUGGAAAGGACUCGCAAAAUAUGAUACAUUUUUUAGUAAAUAUAUCUAUUGGUCAGGCUGCUGCCAGGAUAGUCAAUAUCAAUCAGACCGAGAUUGUUUGUGGUAGAUUUGAGCAACUCCUUGUAUCUACUAAAUUUAAACAUCGGAGCACCCACUGUGAUGUGACAUUGAGGUUUUACGGAUUGUCUGCUCCAGAAGGUUCACUUGUACAGAGUGUCUCAAGUGAGCAGAAGGUGAAUGCAUUAUCUGCUAAUUUUGUACGUUCACCAGUUGGGGAAAAUGUAGACUGGAGGCUUUCGGCGACAAUUUCUCCCUGUCAUGUCACGGUUUUGAUGGAAAGUUACAAUCGCUUUUUGGAAUUUGUAAAGAGGAGUAAUGCAGUUAGCCCUACUGUUGCAUUGGAAACUGCAACUGUUUUGCAGAAUAAGAUUGACAUGGUUACUCGUAGAGCUCAAGAGCAAUUCCAAAUUGUAUUAGAAGAACAAAGCAGAUUUGCUCUCGACAUCGAUCUUGAUGCUCCAAAAGUUAGAGUUCCUAUACGAACGUGUGGUUCUUCCAAAUGUGAUUGCCAUUUUCUUUUGGAUUUUGGUCAUUUCACAUUGUAUACUAAGGGAGAUCAGCUUGGCGAUCAGGGGAAACGUCUGUACUCCCGUUUCUAUAUUUCUGGAAGAGAUAUAGCUGCCUUUUUUACUGGUUGUGGUUAUGACAGUCAGAGCUGCGCUUUGGUGUCUCCUGUAUCUCCCAUGUUGAAAGAUUCUGAUAACCUCUGGUCUCUGAUUGAUAGGUGUGGUAUGGCAGUUAUUGUUGAUCAGAUCAAAGUACCUCAUCCAAGUUACCCAUCAACGCGUGUUUCUGUCCAAGUGCCGAGCCUUGGCAUACACUUUUCUCCAGCCAGAUAUUGUAGACUUAUGGAAUUGUUUAAUAUACUCUAUGGCACAACUCAAAGUAGUGGUCAGCCUGAGUUAGAAAAUUUUCAAGCUGAUUUUGUCCCUUGGAAUCCCCCAGAUCUUGCAACUGAAGCUCGAAUCCUUGUUUGGAGGGGAAUUGGUUAUUCUGUUGCUGCAUGGCAUCCCUGUUUUAUUGUGUUGACUGGAUUAUAUCUUUAUGUGUUGGAAUCAGAAAUGUCCCAGAACUAUCAGAGAUGCUCUAGCAUGGCUGGCAAGCAAGUAUAUGAAGUUCCCCCAAUGAAUGUUGGUGGUUCAGUCUCUUGUCUUGCUGUUAGUGUUAGGGGUAUGGACAUUCAGAAGGCUUUGGAAUCAUUUAGUACCCUGGUGAUAGAGUUUCAGGAUGAGGAGGAGAAAGGCACUUGGUUGAGAGGACUCAUGCAAGCCACUUAUCGAGCUUCUGCUCCUUCUUCAGUUAAUAUACUCGGAGAUUCAGGUGAUGGUCUUGCUGAAUUUUCCAAACCUCAUGCCGCUGCUUUGAAGCCAGCUGACCUUGUUAUUAAUGGUGCUUUGGUGGAAACAAAAUUAUCACUAUAUGGAAAGAUUGAUGAUGAGGUGCAAGAAAAACUCGAGGAGACUCGAAUUCUUGAGAUUCUUGCUGGAGGGGGAAAGGUGCAUGUUAUUCGGUUGGAAGGUGAUUUGACUGUCAAGAUGAAGCUACAUUCAUUGAAAAUCAAGGAUGAGCUUCAAGGAUCUUUAUCUUCAGGUCCAAAGUAUUUAGCCUGCUCUGUGCUGAAGAAUGACCCUUUAUUUGCUUCCCCUAGCACUUUAGAUCCUCUGGUGAAGGAGGUGCCCACAGUAAUCUCAGAGGAGGAUGAUAUUUUCAAGGAUGCUUUGCCCGAUUUCAUGUCUUUGCCUGAUUACUCACAAAAUUUUGAUAUGGCUUUUGCCUCAAGAUCAGGUGAUAUUAGUGAAUAUGCUGAGUUUGAUUCUGUUGGAGACAUAGUUCGUGAGAAGGAGGUGGGAAAAGGUAAAAGCACAACUGGUGAUGUUUUUUAUGAAGCAGAGGGCAGUGACAACUCAGAUUUUGUAUCUGUUACAUACUCGACAAGGAAUCCUAGUUCACCUGAUUAUGAUGGUAUAGAUGCACAGAUGAGCAUUCGCAUGUCGAAAUUGGAAUUCUUUUGCAACAGACCCACUGUUGUUGCUUUAAUUGGUUUCGGCUUCAAUCUAAGCUCUGCAACUAUUGGGACAAGUGAUACAAGCGUGACAACAAUUUCAGACGAUCAAUCUUUAGUGAACAAAGACAAGACGGAAGAAACUGGGCAUGCUUUUGUUAAAGGCUUGUUGGGAUAUGGUAAAGGUCGUAUAAUAUUCUAUUUGAACCUGGAUGUUGACAGUGUGUCUGUGUUUCUAAAUAAGGAGGAUGGUUCUCAGCUUGCAAUGUUUGUGCAAGAGAGUUUUGUCUUGGAUCUCAAGCUUCAUCCUAGUUCUAUAUCCAUUGAAGGCACAUUAGGAAAUUUCAGGCUCUGUGAUAUGUCUCUUGGAAUGGAUCACUGUUGGGGGUGGCUUUGUGAUAUACGCAAUCAGGGGGCUGAAUCUCUUAUCAAGUUUACUUUCAAUUCUUAUAGUGCUGAAGAUGACGAUUAUGAAGGAUAUGAUUACAGCUUGCAAGGCCGAGUUUCUGCAGUUCGCAUUGUCUUCCUCUAUAGGUUUGUUCAGGAGAUAACUACCUACUUUAUGGAACUUGCAACCCCGCAUACAGAAGAAGCAAUUAAACUUGUUGAUAAAGUUGGAGGCUUUGAGUGGCUGAUUAAUAAAUAUGAGAUUGAUGGAUCCUCGGCAUUGAAGCUGGACCUUUCACUCGAUACUCCAAUAAUAAUCGUACCAAGAAAUUCCAUGAGUAAAGACUUCAUGCAACUUGAUCUGGGCCAGCUGCAAGUGAGAAAUGAAUUUAGUUGGCAUGGAUGCCCAGAGAAAGAUCCUUCAGCUGUCCAUCUUGAUGUUCUUGAUGCAGAGAUUUUGGGAAUCAACAUGGCCGUAGGAAUCAAUGGUUGUAUUGGUAAGCCAAUGAUACGGGACGGACAAGGAAUUAAAGUUUAUGUACGGCGUAGUUUGAGGGAUGUCUUUCGGAAAGUUCCAACAUUUUCAUUAGGAGUGAAGGUGGGUUUACUGCAUGCUGUGAUGUCUGAUAAAGAGUAUAAUGUUAUUCUGGAUUGUUUCUAUAUGAACUUAUCUGAACAACCAAAACUUCCUCCAAGUUUUCGUGGAAGCAAGUCUGGUUCAAAAGAGACAAUGCGGUUGCUAGCUGAUAAGGUCAAUAUCAAUAGUCAAAUCUUACUCUCACAUACUGUUACAAUAAUAGCAGUGGAAGUGGACCAUGCAUUGCUAGAGUUGUGUAGUGGCGUUCAUGAGGAUUCACCUCUGGCUCAUGUUGCUCUAGAAGGUCUUUGGGUAUCAUACCGGAUGACUUCUUUAUCCGAAGCAGACCUUUAUGUGACCAUUCCUAGAUUUUAUGUUCUGGAUAUUCGCCCUGAUACCAAACCUGAAAUGCGGUUGAUGCUUGGAUCCUGUACUGAUGUUCCAAAACAAGCUUCAACUGGGAAAUUCCCUUUUUCGUUAAAUAAAGGUGGCUUUAUGAGAAUGGACUCUCAAGCUGCACCAUGCAUCGAUGUUCCAACUUCAACUAUGUUCUUAAUGGACUAUAGAUGGCGAUUGUCAUCACAAUCAUUUGUGGUCCGGAUUCAGCAGCCUCGUGUUCUUGUUGUUCCAGAUUUUCUUCUUGCUGUUGGUGAGUAUUUUGUUCCUUCCUUGGGAGCAAUAACAGGGAGGGAGGAAUUGAUGGAUCCAAAGAAUGAUCCCACACGUAGAAACAACAGCAUAGUACUCUCUGCUCCUGUUUACGAACAGAUUGAAGAUAUAAUGCACUUGUCACCAAAUAGACAGUUAGUUGCAGAUGCCUUAGGGGUUGAUGAAUAUACAUAUAAUGGUUGUGGAAAGACUAUUCACUUAAGUGAAGAACCAUAUUUGAAGGAAGUCCGUUCAUCAAAAUUUCGACCUAUCAUCAUCCUUGGACGUGGAAAGAGGUUACGAUUUGUAAAUGUGAAAAUUGAGAAUGGUUCUCUUUUGAGGAAGUAUACCUACUUGAAUAAUGAUAGCAGCUACUCGGUCUUGCUUGAAGAUGGUGUUGAAAUUUUGUUGCUGGACAACUUUUCUUCUAAUAGUGAUGAAAAGAAUCCAGAUUGUAUGGAAGAAUUAUCAUGUAGCUCAAAUACUUCCACCUAUGACAAUGAUUCAUUCAAAAUGCAAAGUUUCACUUUUGAAGCACAGGUUGUUUCUCCUGAGUUCACCUUCUAUGACAGUUCAAAAUCAUCCCUUGAUGAUUCCUCUCAUGGAGAAAAGCUUCUUCGUGCGAAAAUGGAUUUUAGUUUCAUGUAUGCAUCAAAAGAAAAUGAUACUUGGAUUCGGACACUUGUGAAGGAUUUAACUGUUGAGGCUGGUUCUGGUCUUAUUGUUCUUGAUCCAGUGGAUAUUUCAGGGGGAUAUACAUCUGUUAAUGAUAAAACUAAUGUGUCUCUGGUAUCAACUGAUAUAUACAUCCAUCUUUCUCUAAGUGUAAUUUCUCUUCUACUGAACUUGCAAACUCAGGCAGCUUUGGCGUUGCAAUUGGGAAACACCGAUCCCAUGGCUCCUUGUACCAACUUUGACCGACUAUGGGUGUCCCCAAAAGAAAAUAGUUGCCAUAACAACCUUACCUUUUGGAGACCACGAGCCCCUUCAAAUUAUGUGAUAUUGGGAGAUUGUGUAACAUCAAGGCCAAUUCCUCCUUCACAGGCAGUACUGGCUGUGAGUAAUACUUACGGACGUGUAAGAAAACCUCUUGGGUUCAAGCUUAUAGGCUUAUUCUCUGAUAUUCAAGGAUUGGAGGCAGGUGAAGGCCAAUCUGAUGUUGAUGGUGGUUGUUCUCUUUGGAUACCAGUUGCACCGCCAGGAUACUUGGCAUUGGGAUGUGUUGCACAUAAAGGGAGCCAACCGCCGCCUAAUCACAUUGUCCAUUGUAUACGUUCUGAUCUUGUAACAUUCACAACAUAUUCAGAAUGUAUUUUCAGUGCCUCCUCUAAUCGCUGCUUUACAUAUGGAUUUAGCAUAUGGCGUUCAGACAAUGUUCUAGGGUCAUUUUAUGCCCAUCCUUCAGAUGAAUAUCCCCCAAAGGACAGUUGUUAUGACCUGAAUCAUCUUCUUCUAUGGAACUCAAGUUGGCAUUCUUCAUCGACAAAAGAACCUACCUCAAAUCAAACCACUCAGCAUGAGUAUGUAAGUCAACAAUCAAGUAACCAGAGUGCAAGUUCAUCUGGAUGGGAUGUACUCCGUUCUUUUUCAAAAGCAACUAAUUGUUACAUGUCAACCCCAAACUUUGAGAGAAUUUGGUGGGACAAGGGUUGUGAUAUCCGCCGACCAGUCUCCAUAUGGCGACCUAUACCACGUCCUGGUUAUGCUAUACUCGGUGACUGCAUUACUGAAGGGUUAGAGCCACCUGCUCUGGGCAUAAUUUUUAGGGCUGAUAAUCCAGAAAUAUCUGCAAAGCCUGUACAGUUUACUAAAGUUGCUCAUAUUGUGAGGAAAGGUCUGGAUGAAGCUUUCUUUUGGUACCCAAUUGCUCCUCCUGGUUAUGCUUCUCUGGGGUGUGUAGUCUCCCGAAUAGAUGAAGCACCACUCCUGGAUUUAUUUUGCUGUCCAAGGAUGGAUCUUGUUCACCAAGCUAAUAUACUUGAAGUGCCGAUUUCAAGGUCUUUGAGUUCAAAGGGAUCUCAAUGCUGGAGCAUUUGGAAGGUUGAAAAUCAGGCUUGCACUUUCCUUGCACGCUCUGAUUUGAAAAAACCUUCAAGCCGAUUGGCAUUUACUAUUGGGGAUUCUGUGAAGCCAAAGACACGGGAGAACAUCACUUCUGAAAUGAAAAUAAGAUGCUUCUCUGUGACUGUGCUAGACAGCUUAUGCAGAAUGAUGACACCACUUUUUGAUGCCACAAUCACUAAUAUCAAGCUCGCAACUCAUGGUCGACUAGAGGCAAUGAAUGCUGUUUUGAUUUCUUCUAUAGCUGCGUCAACAUUCAAUAAACAACUAGAAGCAUGGGAGCCACUUGUGGAGCCAUUUGAUGGAAUAUUUAAGUUUGAGACAUAUGAUACUAAUCUACAACCACCAUCAAGACUAGGAAAAAGAGCACGUGUUGCUGCCACCAGUAUUCUAAAUAUAAAUCUCAGUGCAGCCAAUCUUGAUACAUUUGCAGAAACUAUGGUUUCUUGGAGAAGACAGAGAGAAGUCGAACAAAAGGCAAUGAAAUUUACUGAGGAAGCUGGUACUCUUCAUGGCCAUGGUGAUAAUUUGACUUUUGCUGCAUUGGAUGAAGAUGAUUUUCAAACAGUGAUAGUAGAAAAUAAACUCGGAUGUGAUAUUUACCUGAGGAAAGUUGAGCAAAAUUCAAACACAGUUGACUUGCUAUGUCAUGGUGAAUGUGCUUCUGUCUGGGUUCCACCUCCAAGGUAUUCCGACAGGCUAAACGUUGCAGAUGAAUCUAGGGAAGCACGAAGAUAUGUUGCUGUGCAGAUACUUGAAGCCAAGGGUUUAUCCAUUAUUGAUGAUGGAAAUAGUCACAAUUUCUUCUGUGCUUUGCGCCUGAUUGUUGAUAGUCAAGAAAUAAAUCAGCAAAAGCUUUUUCCUCAGAGUGCAAGGACCAAAUGUGUUAAGCCAUUAACUUGCAAAACCGAUCAUCUGGAUGAAGGCACCGCCAAAUGGAAUGAACUUUUUAUAUUUGAAGUUCCUCGGAAGGGGAUGGCAAAGUUGGAAGUGGAGGUGACAAACCUUGCAGCAAAAGCCGGAAAAGGUGAAGUUGUGGGUGCAUCUUCGUUUUCUGUUGGACAUGGUGCAAAUACCUUGAAGAAGGUGGCUUCAGUGAGAAUGCUACAUCAACCACCUGAUGGCCAACAUAUUGUGUCAUAUCCACUAAAGACAAAGGGUCAGCCUAACUGUGAUGACAUAAAUUCUGGUGCAUGCCUUCUAGUUUCCACAUCUUAUUUCGAAAGGAAAGCAAUUACGAAAUUUCAAAGUAGUGUGCAAAUUGGAAAUGACGUUGAUAGAGAUGUAGGUUUCUGGGCGGGGCUCGGCCCAAAGGGUGAAUGGGAAAGUUUUCGUUCAUUCCUUCCUCUGACUGUGAUCACCAAAUCACUGAAUGAUGAUUUUGUUGCUGUGGAAGUUGUAAUGAGGAAUGGAAAGAAGCAUGCAAUUUUCAGGGGUCUCGCUUCUGUUGCAAAUGAUUCAGGUGUCAAAUUAGAUGUGUCAGUCUGCCCUAUAUCUAUGAUUAAUAGUCAUGAUCUCUCUGAAGCUGGAAAGAAAAAAGUUAUGGGGCAAAGCAUAACAAGCAUGAAUGAUGUUGUCGGUACCAUAAGUCCUGGUUCUUCUUUUGUAUUACCCUGGAGAAGUAUGUCCAAGGAUUCUGACCACUGCUUACAGGUUCGCCCUUGUUUUGAUCAUCCUCAGCCCCCAUACUCAUGGGGAUAUGCAGUUGCUGUAGGUUCUGGUUAUACAUAUGGAAAGGACCAACCCUCCGUAGAUCAAGGUCUGUUUUCUAGACAAAAUACAUUAAAGCAAGGAAAUAAAAUGCCCGUCUCUUCAUUGAAGUUAAAUCAGCUUGAGAAGAAGGAUAUACUUUUGUGUUGUCCUAGUACUGGUCGUAAGCAAUUUUGGCUUAGCAUCAGCACAGAUGCCUCAGUUCUUCAGACAGAGCUUAAUGCUCCUGUCUAUGAUUGGAAAAUAUCUAUUAAUUCUCCUUUGAAAUUGGAGAACCGACUUCCAUGCCCAGCAGAAUUCACUGUAUGGGAAAAAUUGAAAGAAGGUAAUAGUGUUGAGAGACAACAUGGUAUUAUUCCAUCACGUGGGAGUGUACACAUAUAUUCUGCUGAUGUCCGGAAACCCAUAUAUCUUUCAUUGUUUGUUCAAGGCGGCUGGGUUUUGGAAAAGGAUCCUGUUCUUGUUUUAGAUCUUACAUCGACUAACCAUGCCUCAUCAUUCUGGAUGGUUCACCAGCAGAGGAAAAGGAGAUUGCGUGUGAGCAUUGAACGUGAUAUGGGAGGAACUGCUGCUGCUCCCAAAACUAUAAGGUUCUUUGUACCUUAUUGGAUCAGUAACGAAUCCUCUUUAUCUUUGGGAUAUAGAGUGGUGGAAAUUGAACCUCUGGAGAGUGUGGAUGCAGAAUCCCUUCUGCCCUCAAAAUCUUUUAAAUCUGCAAAAACAGCACUGAGAAGUCCUACAAAUUUAAUGGACAGGAGACCUGUUGGCCUGAGGAAAGAUGUUCAGGUACUAGAAGCAAUUGAGGAUACUAGUCCAACACCUAGCAUGCUUUCUCCACAAGACUACAUCGGUCGCGGUGGGGUGAUGCUGUUUUCAACACGAAAUGAUGCUUAUCUGUCACCACGGGUGGGCAUUGCAGUUGCAAUUCGAAAUUCCGAAUUUUACAGUCCUGGGAUAUCUCUGCUUGAGCUUGAAAAAAAGCAACGGGUUGUUGUCAAGGCCUUUAAUUCAGAUGGUUCUUACUAUAAGCUUUCAGCCAUGCUACAAAUGACUUCAGACAGAACAAAGGUUGUUCAUUUUCAGCCACACACUUUGUUUCUUAAUAGGGUAGGCCGCCGUCUAUCUCUGCAGCAGUGUGAUACUCAGAUGCUGGAAUGGAUUCAUCCCACUGAUCCUCCAAGACAUUUUGGAUGGCAGCCUUCCACAAAACUUGAGUUGUUGAAGGUGCGGUUGGAUGGUUACGAAUGGAGUACACCUUUUAGUGUUGAGACAGAAGGUCUGAUGUGUGUCUCCUUGAAGAAUGAAACCAAAAGUGAACAAAUACAUUUGAGGGUGGAAGUAAGAAGUGGAACAAAGUGCUCACACUACGAAGUUAUUUUCCGUCCUAACUCAUUGUCAAGUCCUUACAGGAUUGAAAAUCGUUCAUUGUUUUUGCCCGUAAGUUUUCGGCAAGUGGAUGGCACCAGUGAUUCAUGGCGAUCUCUUCUACCUAAUUCAGCUGCUUCAUUUUUAUGGGAAGAUCUUGGUAGACGAAGGUUGCUGGAACUAUUGGUGGAUGGGACUGACCCAUUGAAAUCACAGACGUACAACAUUGAUGAGAUAUCCGAUCAUCAGCCUAUCCAUGUGGCAGGAGGACCUUCUACAGCUUUACGUGUUUCCAUUCUCAAAGAAGAGAAAACUAAUGUCGUUAAGCUCAGUGAUUGGAUGCCAGAAAAUGACGCAAUUGUCAAUCAAAAUGUUCCAUCAUCUUUAUCUCAACUUUCUGGGAAUGAUUUUCAACAUCGACAGUCAAACACCUCAAAUUUUGAAUUUCAUGUUAUUAUUGAGCUUGCUGAGCUUGGAUUGUCUAUCAUCGAUCAUACACCCGAAGAGAUCUUAUAUAUGUCAGUGCAGAAUCUACUUUUAUCAUAUUCCACAGGAUUGGACUCUGGAAUCAGUAGGUUAAAAGUAAGAAUGCGUGGGAUUCAAGUAGAUAAUCAGUUGCCUUUAACCCCAAUGCCAGUUCUUUUUAGGCCACAAAGAGUUGUAGAGGAGACUGAUUAUAUCUUGAAAUUUUCCAUGACACAGCAAUCAAAUGGAUCACUGGAUUUAUGUGUCUAUCCAUAUAUUGGAUUCCAAGGACCAGAAAAUUCUGCCUUUUUGAUAAACAUUCAUGAACCAAUCAUUUGGCGCCUUCAUGGGAUGGUCCAGCAUGUAAAUCUUAAUAGGUUAUAUGAUUCUCAAUCUAAUGCUGUUUCAUUCGAUCCGAUCAUACAAAUUUGUGUCCUUAACAUCUCUGAAGUUCGUUUCAAAGUGUCAAUGACUAUGUCGCCAACUCAACGGCCUGUGGGUGUACUUGGGUUUUGGUCAUCCUUAAUGACUGCAUUGGGUAACACUGAAAAUAUGCCAGUACGGAUAAAUCAAAGAUUUCAGGAGAAUGUGUGCAUGAGGCAAACUGUUCUUAUUAGCAAUGCUAUCUUGAACAUUAAGAAGGAUCUUCUCAGUCAGCCUCUUCAAUUGCUUUCGGGUGUUGAUAUAUUGGGCAAUGCAAGCAGUGCACUUGGACAUAUGAGUAAAGGUGUUGCUGCCUUAUCAAUGGACAAGAAAUUCAUUCAAAGCCGACAGAGACAGGAAAAUAAAGGUGUAGAGGACUUUGGUGAUGUUAUCAGAGAGGGAGGAGGAGCAUUAGCAAAAGGCCUAUUCAGAGGAGUUACUGGAAUUUUGACAAAGCCUCUUGAAGGUGCAAAAGCUUCUGGUGUUGAGGGUUUUGUUCAGGGUGUUGGAAAAGGAAUAAUAGGUGCAGCUGCACAACCUGUGAGUGGGGUUCUGGAUCUUUUGUCAAAAACAACUGAAGGUGCCAAUGCUAUGAGAAUGAAGAUAGCAUCUGCUAUUACUUCAGAAGAUCAACUGCUCCGCAGGAGGCUGCCACGUGUAAUUAGUGGUGAUAGUUUGCUUCGACCAUAUGAUGAGUACAAAGCAGAAGGACAGGUAAUACUGCAACUAGCAGAAUCAGGAUCGUUUUUUGGCCAGGUUGAUCUAUUCAAAGUACGUGCAAAGUUCGCCUUAUCAGAUGCAUAUGAAGACCAUUUUUCACUCCCUAAAAGCAAAAUCCUUGUUGUCACUCAUCGAAGAAUCAUACUGUUGCAACAAACUUCCAACAUUAUUGCUCAGAAGAAGUUCAACCCAGCAAGAGAUCCCUGUUCAGUAUUGUGGGAUGUGCUGUUGGAUGACUUGGUGACAAUGGAAUUGACUCAUGGAAAGAAAGACCAACAGAAUGCACCACCUUCACGGCUUAUUAUUUAUUUACAAACUAGAUCAGCAGAGUCAAAGGAAUCAGUUCGUGUCAUAAAAUGUUACCCUGAAUCCAAUCAGGCUUUUGAGGUUUAUUCUUCAAUUGAUCAAGCAAUGAACACUUACGGGCCAAGCCAAUCAAAGGCAACACUGAAAAGAAAAGUGACAAAACCAUAUUCACCAAUUGCUGAUAUCAGCAGUGCUGAAGGAAUUCCAAAAGAAGUGGCUUUUAUGUGGCCACCCCAGCAGGAAUCGUUUUAUGUCAAAAGCUUGUUCAGUUUGCAAUUGUCAGGGUUUUUCCUACGUACUCAUGCUAGUAAAAAGGUGUACCAAAGAAGCAUCAAACAGUACCUUGAAGGGGGUUCUAUAGAGCCAUUCAACCAACUUUAAUAUAAGUAGGAUUUGUCGUCAUAUUUCUUCUUCAAGAAAAGGAAAUGAAGGUCGUAAAUGUGUGCAUAUAUAUGAUAUUUUAGCAGUUGUGCUCACAUCCAUCGCAUGUGCAAAAAUUGAUGACGGUUAUAACCAUCUUGAAUGUUGGCUUUGUUUGGAAGCAAUUUUGGAAAAUCAAAGAAGUGUGACAGAAUUUGUUUUCACACCAAACUGGAUGUGUCGCAUUAUAUAGUAGUACAGAUAUUUGUAGAUCUAGAGCUCUAGAGAGUCUGUUUUUGCUCAAUCGGUAAUUCUUGGGAACUGUACUUUUGCCCAAUCUGUAUACAUUGUAUAUGUAUGAUUUACAGACAGCAGCCCAUUUUUGGGUGUAACUUUUUUGAUCCAGGUAGAUUUAAAUCCAUAUUUGCUUGAUGGAGCUAAAAAGUGAUUACUGA